This is a messenger RNA of Hydractinia symbiolongicarpus, 4211 nucleotides long. RefSeq lists its product as uncharacterized. The record is from RefSeq and is a predicted model, not a curated record. The coding region runs from base 159 to 4154 and encodes 1331 amino acids. The transcript is spliced from 2 exons. NCBI's taxonomy places the organism in Eukaryota, Metazoa, Cnidaria, Hydrozoa, Anthoathecata, Hydractiniidae.
UAUUUUUUAAAGAGCAUUAUUACAUUUGAGAAAACACACGAGCUAAAAGACAAUACACGGUGGAGCUUAUAUCAGCUUAGAUUAAACACUAAAUCUAAUAGAGAAUUUUUCAAAUGCUGAACUCGUUGUGUGUAUAAAUAAAUACGUUUGUUGAUAAGAUGUUAUUGGUAAUAUUUUUCCAAGUUUUGCUGCUUAUUCAAGGCCACAACAGCAAAGAAAUUUAUCUUUCACCAAACGGAGCAGAUAAUUUUAGCUGCACCUUUACAGAACCAUGUAAAUCACUGUCUCAUGUUGUUGCCAUCUCAAGCAAAUUCGAUACCAUAUACGUCUAUGGUGGUGUAGUUAAGCCAGCUGUUUAUGUAUUCAACCAAUCAAUUGCAUUAAACAAAUCAAUUACCAUUAAAAGAAGCCAGCAUAGUGGAUAUAAUCCACAAUUCACAUCAAGCGACAUAAAGGAACCUAUGCAUCUGUUUCAAGUGACAAACACAAGUGCAUGUAUUGAUGUAGAGUCCGUUGAUAUCAUCAAUAUAAAUUUUGUUAGGUACAGUUUCAACACAACACCACAAAAACCGAUCAACAUAUCGCUUAAACACCUCGAAAUAAAGUCAACAACAGCUUUAAGUGCAUUGCCAUUUCGUUCAUUCAUACACGAGUACUCCGAUUUUAGCCUUUCAAUUAACAUCCUUAUUUUAUCAAGCAAAAUUAAUUACCAUGGCAGAAUUAUCUUUCUGCAAAGAAGUACCCAGAAGAAUAUCACUUUACUUGUAACGAAGACAUCCAUCACUUCUGGCAUGUUCGAAGUGGAACGAUCGUUUAAGCGAAAAUCCACCCGAGACAUGAAUUUUCUCAACGUCACAUUUGUCAACGGUACAAUGACGUCUAAAACAAAAUCUGCACUCGUAAUGAAUUGCGAUAGAAGCCAUAAUCAUGUCAGCACUUUAUAUAUAUCCCACUUUGAUUUUAUCCACAAUAUGAUAGUUUUAAGUCUUAGAAACAUAUCCUCAGUGAGAGUAUCAAAAUGCAACUUCAAGGGAAACAUCUUGAAUGACUUGAUUUUGGCAGACAUUUUAAGCGUGGUCGUAACUGACAGUACGUUCCUAGGAACUUCGCGUCAUUUGGUUGCAAACAAAUGUUUAAUGUAUAAAAUAAAAGGGGGUGCGAUUUAUUCCAAAAGCUCAAAUUUACAUAUAUUACGCUGUUAUUUUAAACAGAAUAAAGCUGAAACAGGAGGUGCAAUCUAUGCUACCAAGACAAAUAUCACACUUGUGGAAAGUACUAUACGAGACAGUUUUGCUAUGAAUGCAGCAGGCAUCAACGUUUUUAAAUCUGACAUUCAGAUAGAUUCUUGCAAAAUCAGUCACAAUUACGCACAAGUGAGAGGAGGAGCAGUGCUGGUGUCACAAAGCAAGCUCAAAAUAACCAACACAAAGAUCGAAAAAAACUUUGCUGAAAAGAACGGUGGUGGAAUCCAUAUAUUAAAAUCUAUGACAGUAGAAGUGAAUAAAUGUUAUUUCAAAAGAAAUACUGUUUCAAUAAAUGGUGGUGCCAUGAACAUUGAGCGUAGUAAUGCAUUGAUUAUAUCCUCUGUCUUCAACAGGAAUGUUGCUAACGCAGAUGGAGCUGCGCUUCACAUAUCCAAUAGCAAAAAGGUCACUAUUUCAGAGUCUAAAAUGUAUCGAAACCGUGCAUAUGAAACCGGCGGUGGAAUCAGAGUUAUUCGAUCAAACGUUAAUAUCACGAAAACUGUUAUAACAAAUAACACGGCCAAGCAAUUUGGAGGUGGCAUAAAUGUGCUUAGUAAUAGUAACGUUACUAUAAGUGGAGUGAAACUAAAGUGGAAUGCAGCCAAUCGUGCUGGAGGCGCCAUACACAUAAAAAAAUCUUAUUUUAAUGUUUCAGCAACGACAAUCAAUGAGAACUAUGGCAAAAUUGGUGGAGGUAUUGUCAGCGAAGCUAGUUCUCUGGGGAUUUACAGUACUAAUUUGAUAAAAAACAGGGCAACGCAUUCUCCAAGUGCCAUCUAUUUUAACGUGAUACAAGGUAACACGUUAAAACUCGAAAUGAAGGAUAUUGAUAUUAUUGCGAGUGGUAGUUUACCGGUAGCUGAUGCUAUAUGGAUAACAGCAGGGGACCAAAGAAGGGCUAGUGUGUUUAUGGACAAGGUACAAAUUUUCUUAAAACGCUCUUCGUUCGGUGUUCCAGCUAUAUUUUUAUCCUUAUCGGGAAUUGCAAAUUUGAAUUUUAGCUACACAUGCCCACCGACGUACAAUGCAAUUUACACAAAGGUUCAGAGAACAUUUCAACUAUCUGAUAAUUAUGUCUACACAUUUCGUUGUCAAGCAUGCCGAAGUGGAACGUACACUCUUGGAACAGGGUUCCAACAGACAAAAAUACAUCCUCUUCGUAGCAUCACACAAUACAACAAGUCCCUCGAAUGUUACACUUGCCCCUCCGGAGGGAACUGUAGAAAGCAACUGAAAAGCAGAGAGAACUUCUGGGGAUAUGUUGACAAGGAGCGUGCAAAGUUUUUACCGUGUCCUGAAGGUUAUUGCUGCUCAGAGAGUCAAAACACAUGCCGGUCACUUUCAUCCUGUGGGAAGCAUCGAACAGGUAAGCUUUGCGGACAAUGUAAAAAAGGAUAUCACGUGAAUUAUUUUAGCGAUAAGUGCGAACCAAAUAAUAACAGAAGCCUGAAAGGUUUGUUUUGGUUUAUCUUUAUCGCACUUGCUAUGACAUAUUCUUUUUUUUUGGCAUACAUGAAGGAGAUCGGCUUUUAUUUUAAGUAUUUCACGAAUUAUUGUAUAAGUCAUUGUUGCCAGCGAAAAAAAGAGAUCAAUGUAUGGGAAGCAAUGCCGUUAGUUCACUUAUCUUCAACGCCUGAAAUAACGAAUCAAGAAUAUUGCUUUGAGAAGGAUGACUUUGUUGUUGUUUACGGAAGCCCUCCUGUGCAAGAAGUAGAAAAAGCUGAAACAAGUUACAUACAAGAAAAAAGUAGAAAUGCUGGUAUUUUUAAAGUGUUGGUAGGUUUUUACCAAAUCAAAGCCCUACUUACCGUUCGAGUAUCGGAAGAUGCCAAAGAACUUUCUAGUAGUGGCAGUUUUCUAACUUCUGUAUUCAAUUUAGACAUUCCAAAGGAAUUUGUCGAAAUGUGUCCACUGCAAAGCAUUGACACCAUUUCAAAACAUGUCAUUAAAGAUUUAUUUUUUCCAAUGUGUAUGCUGUUUCUUGUUAUGCUACCAAUCUCCCUUGCAACUGUAUGCUUAACAUAUGGUCCUCGCAAAUACAGAUGGCCAUGUCGAAGACUGUUGCUUCGAGGAUCACUUUGUUCCAUGCAAGUCAUAUUAAUCAGCUACACCAUAUUGACAAAAUUUUCCAUGCAACUUAUACACUGUCGUCAAGUAGGAGAAGAUUUUAUUUUAUAUAUAAAUGGAGAGAUCACUUGCCAUACUUAUUGGCAGAAAGCUAUCCUCGCAUUCUUUUUUAUGUGGGUUCUACCCUUUCCUUUGGCAUUGUAUAAGGCUGUUCGUUUAUUGGAGAGGAACAAAAUAACAAUAAAAUCAUUCUUUUUUCUCCUGUUGCUUCCAAUUUUUUGCUUAAUAUCUAACUGUCUACCAAAGAGAAAAGAAACCAAACUAACCAGCUCAAUUAUCAGUCUAUAUAUUUGUAGAAUGUUUGAGGAACCCUUUCGAAGUCGUGUGAAACACAAUAAGAAGACUUCCGUUCUGUUCUGGGAUACGUGGAGACUCUACCAAAGAUUGAUCAUAGCUGUGUUUGCUAUUUUUUUUAUCGAUCCGAUUCAACGUCUCUCUUUUUUGUUACCUAUCAUGCUGUUGUUGUUGGUGGUUCACUUGAGAGUCAAGCCUUACAAGCACGAUUUAGUCAACUGGUUAGAAACAGCAUCCCUUGUUAGUUUAUGCUUUUUGACUGGAUCAAACCUUUUUCGUGGGUUCCUUUACGUCUACAGCAUGCAUGAACAAGAAAAUUUACUUUUAGCGUUACGUGUCCUGAAUGCUAUGGAAUUUGUGUGCACUCCAUUCGUGGGUUUUGUCAUUUACGUAUCCUUGAAAUUUGCAGCUGCAUUUUUUUACAGUAUGUACAAGUGUAAGAAGAAAAUGGAGUUUGUUUUGGUGGAGUUUGUCAGCAGAAUGGUUUAAAUUUUACUUUCAUUUUAAUGACCCUAAUAUUAAAACUGUUACUUUUAAUUAUUACUU